UAUAAAUUUUCAAACAUGUACACGUGCUGAGGGGCCAUAAAAAGCUUUCACUCUUACACAAGCAGCUCUAUUUUACGAAAUAAAAGCCCCUCCUCGAAAGCAGAUUUGUGUUAUUUUCACCGCUUUCAUCCAGGAACGCGCAAUAAACGAUAUGGCGAAACACAGCAUUAGCCUUCUGAGCGCCGUGGUGCUGGCAUUGAUUUUCUUCAUCAUCACCAUGGCGUUCACUGCUCUGGCAGGGCCGGGAAUACAUCCAUUUUUGCGGAGCACCGCUAAUAUUUCAGAUGAGUUUGUGACACAGAUCACACCAUCAGGAUGGACCUUUGCCAUUUGGUCAAUCAUUUACAUCUUCCUGGCCUCAGUGUUGCUCUACCUCUUAUCUGGCAUCUUCAGAAAGAAUGCCUAUGGCUACGUGUACUGCAGCCCUCCUGUUCUGCCACACGGAUUUUUCGUGGCCUGGUGUCUGAACCUGGCCUUGAACACCGGAUGGUUGUUCCUGUGGGACAGAAGGCAGAUGCCCGCUGCUCUGGCUUUCCUCAUCCUGAUCGCCUUGACGAACUACGUCGUGAUAUUCUUCUCCUGCCACGGUCUCCACAACUAUGGGGCCUGGCUCAACAAAUAUCACAAAGUGGACCUGUGGCUCCACCGUGUGUUGAUUCAAAAUGGUGUUGCCAUAUAUGCAACAUGGACGACCAUUGCAUCCAUGAUCAACCUGGCUAUUGUGCUGAAUUAUAAUGCGAGCCUGUCCCCGACGGACGCUGCCACCGUCUCUCUCUCCAUUUUGACCGCAGUGUUAAUUGUGUGGUUUAUCCUGGAAAACUUUGUCCUCGACAAACAUGUGAGGUUCAUUCUCACCAUUUACCCGGUUGUGAUCUGGGCGCUGACGGGGGUGUUCAUGAAAAACUACAAUGCUGAAGAUCCUGAUCACAAUGAUAUUUUCAUUGUCUCCCUGUUGGCGAUAGCGUGUGCCUUGUUUGUCGGGCGGGUGUUUCUUGUCAUCUGGCGUCAAAUCAAAUAUCCACUUUACGAAGAUGUCAACCCUGAGGCCAUGUCUCCGAUGGAUAUCGCCGAGAUGCAGAGAAAGAUAUUCAAGUGAGCAAUGCUGACUGAAUAUUUUUCUGGUACUGUACUGUGUGUAUGGAUUCAGUGUGGUUCCUGUACGAGUUGUACUUACUAAAUGCUCUGUAUACGUUGUGAUGAUGACUUUUGCCUUGGAGACACCGCUGACACACAGAAUGAAGCUUCAUAAUAUAAAUGGGAUAUGAAAUUCUAAGACGCUGAAAUCCAUUACAGGCCGUCUCGUGUACUUAACUAUGAGUACAUUAUGUACUCAUAUACUAAUCUCUGAAAUGUAUUUUACCAUCAUUUUUAAUACAAAUAUGCAAAUGUUGAUGUUACCUUUUGUUUUUGUUCAUGCAUUGUAACAUUAGUUUUCUGCACUUUUAAAAUAAAUAUAUUUGUUCCUCA
Molecule: messenger RNA, 1467 nt
Organism: Scophthalmus maximus (turbot)
Lineage: Eukaryota; Metazoa; Chordata; Actinopteri; Pleuronectiformes; Scophthalmidae
Exons: 8
Coding region: 152-1096 (314 amino acids)
Source: RefSeq, a predicted model, not a curated record